GGCUACGGUUUCACGUGGGGAGGGGAAAGAAGCACCCUGCACUGCAUGUGGGCUCGGCCCCCCCGGCUCCCCACCACCGUUACCUCCCAUCUCUCCCUGCUCAGCACCGCUGCCAAUAAGAGCCCGCAGGAGACAGAAAGCCAGGCGCUCGCCCUCCGCCCAGCUGCUCCGCACGCACCAGGGACGCCAGCCACAGCUGAGGCUGCUCCACAGAAGGUUGGUUCCCUGGUGGCAUGAAAAUAUGAAAUGCUCCCUACCCUAGAAGGAUUGGAUAACAAGCUCACAUCACUCAGUGCCACAGUCAGCGAUGGCCGCUCCCACCGUGGUGACCCUGCAGCCCCAGUAUGUGGUGGCUGGGCCCAGCGUGUCCAGGGCCAUGUGGCAGACGGGUCUGAUGGACUGCUGCACCGACUGCGGUGUCUGCUGCUGCGGGAUGUUCUGCUUCCCCUGCCUGGGCUGCCAGGUGGCCGGGGACAUGAACGAGUGCUGCCUCUGCGGGACCAGUGUGGCCAUGAGGACUCUCUACCGCACCCGAUACAACAUCCCGGGCUCCAUUUGUUCCGACUACUGCAUCACCCUCUGGUGUCCCGUGUGCUCUGUGUGCCAGAUCAAAAGGGACAUCAACAAGAGGAAAGAGCUGGGCAUCUUCUGGUCAGCGCCCCCCUUCUCCCUGCACCAUGGAGGCAUUGUGCAUGUCCAUGGCCCGAGCGGGACAAGCGUGUGGCCGCAGCAGGUUGCUGGCAGCCCGUCCUCACCUCCCGUCCCUUCGCUUACAGAUGCCAUGGAGACCAUGCCGCCUGCUCCCCACAGGAAAGUGGCUGCGGACUGCCCAUGACUGUCACCCCUCAGCCCCUCACUAACAGCCCCAAUAAAGAGCGAUGUGUGCCUUG
Cygnus olor (mute swan) is the source of this 890-nucleotide messenger RNA. Its product is annotated as placenta-specific gene 8 protein-like. The transcript is spliced from 4 exons. Bases 308 to 835 code for a protein of 175 amino acids. Lineage: Eukaryota; Metazoa; Chordata; Aves; Anseriformes; Anatidae. Gene Ontology annotation, biological process: positive regulation of transcription by RNA polymerase II. The record is from RefSeq and is a predicted model, not a curated record.